This is a messenger RNA of Callithrix jacchus (white-tufted-ear marmoset), 2417 nucleotides long. RefSeq names its product C-C motif chemokine ligand 1 (gene CCL1). Gene Ontology annotation, molecular function: chemokine activity; CCR chemokine receptor binding. Gene Ontology annotation, biological process: chemokine-mediated signaling pathway; eosinophil chemotaxis; inflammatory response. The record is from RefSeq and is a predicted model, not a curated record. Lineage: Eukaryota; Metazoa; Chordata; Mammalia; Primates; Cebidae. Gene Ontology annotation, cellular component: extracellular region.
CACACUUGGGGAAAUUCCCAAUGUCACCUAUCAAUCCAUCACCACCAAAUACCACCCAGGAGAGGCGGGGAAAGGAGUUUACCACAUGGUCACUGGGUGUGAGCAACUGUUCCCUGCCCCUGUGGCUUCUCACUUGUGUCUCCCACCAUGGCCUGGAAAACUCCACCUGGUCUCAAAAUAAAAGCCCUCGGCAUUGCAGGAAGGCACAGUGGUGAGUUUGUAGCUUCACCAGACUCAUCAAGGCUGCUCCAGGAAGGCCCGAGCCAGACCACCAGACAUGCAGAUCAUCGCCAUGGCCCUGGUGUGCCUGCUGCUAGCUGGGAUGUGGCCACAAGAUGUGGACGGCAAGAGCAUGCAUGUGUCCUUCGCCAGCUGUUGCUUCUCAUUUAUGAGGAAACAGAUUUCCCUGGGGGCAAUCCAGUGUCACAGAAACACCAGCUCCAGCUGCCCCCAUGAUGGUUUCAUAUUCAAGCUGAAGGGAGGCAAGGAAGCCUGUGCCUUGAAGACGGACAAAUGGGCUCAGAAGUACAUAAAAAAGCUGAGCUACUGCCCGCCAAAAAGAAAACAAGCAGAUUUCUUUUUAUCAUGAGCUCUGGAAAUCACAUGGCUUCACUUGUCCCUGAAACCCCCAGCCCUGCAUCGUUCCUUCAGCCCCACGUUUGCUGGGACAUGGAGGAUCAGCUUGGUCUUCAUAAGCUAUGUUGUCACACUUUAUACAUUUAAAUUAUAGAGUCAUCAACUCCCGCCCCUCUGUGUCUCUUGGAUUUCAGCGUGAAAACUUGAUGGGCAUUGAGAGGUGGUGGCCAUGGAGCUGAAGGAUGGGGAAGGAGGAGGGAGGCAUAUUGCACCUGGUGCCAGGGGAACUGAGCUAAAUUAGCGACUCUCUACCUCUCAGUGGCUGCCUUUGUCCUGGGGGGUAAACUUUGACUGGGAGUGGUGGUGCAGUGGAAGAGAAAGCUGGGGUUCACAGCUGGGCCACAUUUGGGUGCAGGACUCUCCUUCUUCCUGCCCUGCCCAGAGGGCUCAGGGGGUGAUGUUAUAACUAAAUCACAGCUGCCCUAUCUGAAGGGGAUCAUGUGAGGUUCUCUGCCUGUGAGGUGACUGAGGGCUAAAGAGAGAUGCAGCAAGUUGGGGUGGGGGGGUGGCAGAUCUGGUGAUAGAACCCAGGGCUGUUGCCUCCCAGGACAACUCCUGGUGUCCUAAAUUGCCAAGUGUACUGCCUGAUGCAGUGUGGUACAAGAUCUAGGGAACAGGCCCUGCUGUUGUCAGCAGUGCCGAUCUCUCCUUGGGUGUCCAGGCAUGGGUGGGUUCCAGGUCUGAUUGAAAUGCCCACCCAGCUUAUCUGGAGGAGUGAGGCUGUCUUGGGAAGAGCAAGAGAACCCUCGGUGGAAGAGGAGGCCCUGGUGCUUUAAAGGGACAAUCACAAGCUCCAAUUUGUACAAAGUGUGAUUCAAAGAGAAUAGCCAGGGAAAGAUGUACUUCUAGGUUUUGGAGUUGGCAUGCCUCUAAAGGUCACUUUUAGAGGGCGAAGGUCUCAUGCUGUGUUUCCCUUUCCCCAUUCAACAUGUCACACAUCUGGCCCAGUCUUCUUAAUCUGCCUCCUCCCCUCUACCACCAUGACUGCCCUUCAUCACCCGCUAUUUCCUCUUGCUUAGACAAUUGCAGUAGGCUGUCUUCAGCCUUCCCUUCCCAACUCCAUCUCAUUCACAGCCACUGGCUACUCUUCCUGGCACCCACCAUUCCCUCUGGAUGACUCAAAAACCUCACACCUUCCUCUUGCAUUCAGAACUGAGUCUAAACCCCCCACUCUGAUAUUCUAAUUCCUCUAGAACCUGUCCUCAACUUUCCUUUCUACAUGUCUCCAACUUUUACACCAUGGAACUCUGAAUCAGAUCAUUUUGGGGAUAUUUCCCCCCCCAAGACCCUCUCCCGACAUUACCAUCUUGCACCUCCCCUGGAAGAAUCUUUGCUAUGACACUUGCCCAUCCUCUAAGGUCUGUUCUGCCAAAGUCCCCUCUUCCCUGCUGAUCCUGGGGCUCACUAGGACUUGGUCAUCUGGUUUCCCUCUGGGAGUCAGGGGCAUGUGAAGUCAGAAUCACUUGCUUGCACUGGGAAGGCAUGGAUUGGGACAGGAGACUAGAAGGGGAGGAAGGGGUUUACUUUGGGCAGGAGUGUGGUUUUAAAUGAAGAAAUGAACUAAAUAUGAGACUGAUGAGUUGUGAGCCAGGAGUGCUCAUGUUGGGCACUGGAGCCCUUGUUCCAGAACAGCCUGGGCUGGUGAGGCAGGCCCUCCUUGAACUCAGAUGAGCCAGGCUAGCCCCAUGGCCAGGGUCUCUACACUUGCCUUCUAUUCGCCCCCUCUGAGAGUGCUUGCUGAUUGGAAAUUACCCCUGAAGAAAACAUCACUGUGUAAGAGA